This is a messenger RNA of Procambarus clarkii (red swamp crayfish), 803 nucleotides long. NCBI's taxonomy places the organism in Eukaryota, Metazoa, Arthropoda, Malacostraca, Decapoda, Cambaridae. The record is from RefSeq and is a predicted model, not a curated record.
UUAUUCUGCUUCCAGUCUGCUCAGCUACCAAGGACGAUAACACACACAACUUCUGCCCAUUAAUGAUGGAUAAGAAGCCAGAGGAAUGUUCAGUGUGUUUUAACAAUUAUGAUGACACACUGCUACGGCCUCGCAAUCUGCCAUGUGGCCACUCAUUCUGCACUCAGUGUAUUGACAAUGCUAUCAAGAAUGAUCAGCUGACCUGCCCCAGCUGCCGUGCCCAGCAUGCUGCCACAGCUGCUACUCAGUUCCCAAUCGGUUAUGGUAUGGAGGCCCUUAUCAGAAAACUAAAAGGUAUCGAGGUUGUGCCAGGGAAAACGGUACCAGCAAAACCUAGUAAAGCUCCUGCCAGAGGCAUCAGUAAGAAGUUACGUUCCCUGGUGGAGAAGCAGAAGAGCAGCAUCAACAGCCUCAUUACUAGCUGUGAAAAGGUAUUGUCACAGCUGAGUGAGUACUGGGUUCAGCUGGGGGACUGGAAGACUCACCACCUCCAGCUCCAGGACAGACUCUAUGCUCUGGUAGAGCAGAACAAGUCAGCAAUGAAGCUCUUGGAACUGGAGGAUACCAGUGUGGUGGAUAUGAAAACACAAGGAGAGGAAGGGAAGACUCGGCUGCAAGCCAUAUUGGAGAGUCUCGACACAGUCAACACAGCACAGCAGGGUGACACAACCAUAGCCCCAGCGGAUGAGUGCAGCAUGAAGGUAGAAGAUUGGCUCCAAAAGUGCCAGGAACGCUUUCCAGAUGUCAAGACUGUCCACACCUCAGUGAAGGUACGCUGCUGAAGGUCUUAUUGUUUUCACCCA